CUCCCCCGCGCCACCUGCCUUCGAAACACAGCACAACGGCAUGGAGCAGAAUCGUGCGCUAGUGAUUCUGAUCCUCCUGAUCAUCUUCUUCUUCCCGGACGGGCAAGGGCCUGACCGAAGCAAGGAGGCGAUCAACGAGAUAGCUCACGAACGAUACAGCCUCGAUGUGCUACGAAACUCGACCUUCGGACAUCCCGGGAACCUGACGGGUCUGUUGACGGAUGCGCCCACGCCGCCGGGGCAAGUGCGCGAGAAAUGGAGGGGGAUACGGGCGAAACUGUUGAAGAGCUUUGCGGAGCCGCUGCUGGCAAAGCGGGGGGCGGAGGUGGAGGAGGUGCUACGGCCCCGAAAGUCGGGCGCAACGGUCUACAGGAAUGCUACGGGGAGUGUGUUGGGCCGCUGGAAGAAGCAGGAGUUUCCGGAUCUGCCAACGACGGCACAAUCGAAUGUUACGUACCCGAGUAACUUGACGGCGCUCGACGCGGGGAAGUUGAUGCUUAGCAUCGAGGAUACUACUGAGGCUGCCAAGGAGAGCGGGCUGGUGGAGGUCAAGAUGGCGCUCAGGAUCAGGGAUGAGGAUGGUGGGAGUGUGGUCGAUGUGAUGCUUAACGGCGUGCAUUUUUCGGAAACGGGAGAGAUGGUCGCGGCGACGACUUCGGAACGAUUCGCCGGAAUAUUCGCCUUGCCGCAUUUCAUGCUCCACGAGAAGGAGUACAACCAGUCGAAGGCCCUCCUACUACCGUCGAUCGAGAAGGUGGUUGAGAAGAUGGAGGCGACACGGUAUAUGGAUGCACCGUGGCUGACCGGAAUCGACGGCAUGCCCUUGUCCGAGGAGCCGCAGUGCGAGUACAUUGCGUACAUCCAGCUUCACCCCGUUGAUCCGCUGUUCGAACACAGGCCGGGAAUGCAUACGGAUACGAAGAUUAUUAUGCAGGAGAUUGAACGGGAGAUGCGGUUUCCGACGGGGUCUUCACUACCGCCUCCUCCGCCGCUCGAAGCAACGGUCAUGGUGUAUUCGCCGAAUUGUGGAGUUGUCCUCGUUGCCGACGAGCUGGAGGGACAGAAGGUGGAGCCGUUUUACAGUCAGGCCUCGCAUCUGGGACUGGGAGCGGCAGCAGUUGCGGCAUUACAGAUAUGGAUCCUAAUACGCCAGAUGAACGAUUCCAAUACUCUCAGCACUAUCAGUAGAGUCAGCUUCUGGACGAUUACCAUGAUGGCUGUGGUCGAUGGAUACUUCUUCUUCACUUUCAUGAUAGUCGCCAUCUUCCUACGCGCCUGUUUCCUGCCCAUGGUCGCGGCAUCUUUCUGUUACCUGAUGCUCUCGGCGGUGUUUGGAAUGCGGUUCCUGGUCUCCACAUAUAAAGUCCAACGCCAAUCGGCUCCGCUGGCUCCCGCCGCUCCUCCUCCGCCUCCACCGGCUACUGCUCCUUCAGAUGGUCUCCCCCUCCCAGCCACAGCCGUCCCACAGACCCCCGUUAUCAUACCCCCCACAGCAACCGCCACCGCCGUGACCGACGACGAAGUCAACGCUGAAAUCAGUGCCCUACACACACGCUUCUACUUCGCGCUGAUCGCAAUCCUCUUCUUCUCCCUCCAUGCCGCAACUUGGCCCCCAUUCUACCGCGACAUCUUGGUGCAUCUCGUCCUGCUAAUCAUAAACUCCUACUGGAUCCCACAAAUCUACCGCAACAUCAUGCGCGGCUGCCGCAAGGCCUUGCGCUGGGAAUUUGUUCUGGGCACGUCCAUCUGCCGCCUCGCAGGCGUAGGCUAUAUCUACCUCUACCCGGGCAACAUCUUCCACUCGGCGACCAACCCCAUGGCCGUGUUCAUCAUUGCCAGCUGGGUAGGGCUGCAAAUCAUCGCGCUGCUGGUGCAGGACAUCUUCGGACCGCGCUUCCUGAUCCCGUCCCACUCGCUGCCACAGGUGUACGACUACCACUGCCCGCUCCCGGCGACCGACGAGGAGGCGGCGCAGGAAAUGGGCACGCCGACGGACGACGGCAGGAUGCGCAGCUUCGAUUGCGUUGUGUGUAUGCAGACCGUCGACGUGCCGGUUGCGGGCGCUGCCGAUGGCAGAGAUGGACUGCUCGGUAGGAGGGGCUAUAUGGUCACGCCGUGCAGACAUGUCUUCCACUCCCAUUGCCUCGAGGGCUGGAUGCGAUUUAGGCUGCAGUGUCCGAUUUGCAGGACUCCGUUACCGGCUUUGUAGAUGUAGAUAUAGAUGUAGGUGUAGGUGUAGGAUAUGAUAGACGUGCGAUGCAGUUUUACUUGGUUUAGGCUUUGGGGGUAUUUUUUUGUUAGGUAUUUUGAUAGGUACGGCGUUUUUCCAUUCUCCACUUUUUAGAGAGAACUUGUUUGGGGCUGUAUGAUAUGAUAUAGUUACCUGUAUUUGGCACCCACUGAGAAUUCGGUUGGAGAUAUCACUAGCGCGAGUGUGAGUCGCCGAUGAGUGAUCCUGCGUGAG
Tricharina praecox is the source of this 2464-nucleotide messenger RNA. RefSeq lists its product as uncharacterized. The coding region runs from base 41 to 2209 and encodes 722 amino acids. Gene Ontology annotation, molecular function: zinc ion binding. The record is from RefSeq and is a predicted model, not a curated record. Lineage: Eukaryota; Fungi; Ascomycota; Pezizomycetes; Pezizales; Pyronemataceae. The transcript is spliced from 3 exons.